This is a messenger RNA of Prorocentrum cordatum, 1349 nucleotides long. The record is from the annotation of a GenBank genome assembly. NCBI's taxonomy places the organism in Eukaryota, Dinophyceae, Prorocentrales, Prorocentraceae.
CGAAGAGCACGAAGUGGCCUACAGUUGCAUCCGGCCCCCCAGAAUGUGGCCUGGGAAUGGAGUUCUGGGAAGGCGAAGAGCACGAAGUGUGUGACUGUUGGUGAAAAACGAGCCCGGCUCACUGCCGCCCGGCAACUCCCAACACCUGCCCGGACCCCCCUGUGGAGUGAUCUGUUGCUCUCUUUUGAUCCCACUAGAAACCUAUCAGUCUUCGCUGUUAGGUAACAAGGCGCAUCAAUGUCCAGAGGACCGCGACACGGCCGCCUUGGCUUCCGAGGUUUCCUUGCGCGUGGGGGCCCACAUCCAUGAGAAUUUUCACGCGGAGAGUAAGUGGUUUGGAUGGCGCAAGUUUCUUUUCAUCAUCAGGCAUCCAGUGCAGAGAAUUCAGUCGGCGCACUCGUACCACCUCGGGAAAGCGGGUCACUGUUAUCGCGACAUCAACGGUAUGUUGCCGCUCGAUGCGGAAGGCGAGUGCGCUGCUUCUGGGGCGAUGUGUCUCGCAGGCCUUUCCAAAGGCUGUGGAUCCCAUCUCGUCCACAAUUACGAAUACUAUGUUAGAAUCCUGCUCAAGGUGCUCGCCAAAGACCCGAGCCGGCAGCUCUUUGUCAUCCGCAGUGAGCACCGCUGGGAUGACUUCAGACGCUUGGAUCUCCUCUGGGGUGGCAAAGGCGCUGUCCCGUACGAUAUCCACAUCCGGGAAACCUCAGCAGGUGACAGGAGCCGCAGCGCCGUGAGCCCCGACCGGCUGCCGCUCCUGUGCCGCAUCCUGUGCAGGGAGAUCUACAUGUACAAGUGGACUCUCCUGCUCGCCUCCAACCUCGACGACUCUGCCGUGCGGGCGUCGUUCGAGGAGCUCGCCGCUCAGUGCCCGGAAGCCGCCGCGGCACCCCCCACCCUUCACCAUCGCAGCGUGCGCCAGCCCCCUCUCCCGAGCCGCCGGACCGUGCUCAACGGCUCGAGGGCCCAGGUGCUUGAGGGCUGCCUCUUGCCCGAGGUUUGAGACGUCCCCUCCCCGCCACGUUGUGUGCAGCUGUGCACGCGUCCCCUCCCCGGGCCCCUCGAGGAGCCCCUCGGGAUGAGUGGCCGGCGCCUGGAUCAGAGCGUGAAUUACCUACCCCGCUUUCGCUUCCAGGCAAAACCAAGCCAUACCACGCGCCUCCUCGUCAAGCGGCCUGACCAGCACAGGCUGCAAUUCGGCAUCGUUUGGUAUCUCUUGGAAGCGAGCGAGGGUGGUCAAAAGCGAGGCAGGUUAACUUUUUCCCUACUGGAGGCAGUUUUUCUCGGGCAGCGACGGAGCGUCCUGGCGUGCCUGUGGGCCUGCGAAGCGAUGUUCUACGAACCUUUUGCGG